AUGUUGAGACUCACCUCAACUCUACUGGCGUUGCUGGCUGUAAAUAGUGUCGCAUAUGCCGAACAAGAGCCUCCAACUAUCACCACAGCGCCUAUAUACUUGCCAUACUACAACAAGGAGUCUUGGUCCCUGGUCCGCGGUAGCAUCAUUUCGAGCGACGAGCAGGCCCAAGAGACAACAUACACGAUAUUCUGUCCAGAUCCAGAUGGCUCCACCCCUCCGGAGUGCGAUCUUUCUCUCGAGUUUCCCUUUAUUCUUGUCGAAGGUCCUGAUACCGUUCGAUUCCAUGGAACUCACCCAUCAAGAUUAACGGCAAACUUGGAGUGCAGUCUGCAAGGCACAACCGAAGCAACAUGCUCUGGAUACUCCAGCUUCGACGAGGGUUAUAAUGACGGUGUUCACACUGGACCAACCGAAGUAGUAUGGAAAUCUACCUUUACUGGACAAGAGGCUGAAUGGGGCGUCUUGACCAUGGGCCCUUUGCCUGAGGAUCCUGACCCUGUCACUGCUGCCUUGACCACGCCUACAGAAUUCGUUUCGCUACCGCUAGCUACGGAUGGCAGCAGUUCAGCAACGGGUUUGGAUGUCAAAAUUAUGAGGGUUACUCUUGUGGCAGCCUUUUGCAUGUUGGUGGCUGGCAGGCUGUGA
This is a messenger RNA of Fusarium pseudograminearum CS3096, 648 nucleotides long. RefSeq lists its product as uncharacterized. Bases 1 to 648 code for a protein of 215 amino acids. The transcript is spliced from 2 exons. Lineage: Eukaryota; Fungi; Ascomycota; Sordariomycetes; Hypocreales; Nectriaceae. The record is from RefSeq and is a predicted model, not a curated record.